This is a messenger RNA of Rhea pennata, 2475 nucleotides long. It is a transcript of the gene SYT1, whose product is annotated as synaptotagmin 1. NCBI's taxonomy places the organism in Eukaryota, Metazoa, Chordata, Aves, Rheiformes, Rheidae. Gene Ontology annotation, molecular function: syntaxin binding; clathrin binding; calcium-dependent phospholipid binding. The record is from RefSeq and is a predicted model, not a curated record. The coding region runs from base 332 to 1606 and encodes 424 amino acids. Gene Ontology annotation, cellular component: synaptic vesicle membrane; exocytic vesicle; plasma membrane. Gene Ontology annotation, biological process: cellular response to calcium ion; regulation of dopamine secretion; synaptic vesicle endocytosis. The transcript has 11 exons.
GCCGCGCACCCCCGCGCCGCCCGUUGAGCAUCGCCGCCUGGCCCCCCUCCGCGGGCGGGCGGAGCGGAGCGGGGCGGGGCAGGGCAGGGCAGGGCAGCGCCCGCGUGUGUGGUGCCGCCGCGGGGAGAGCGCCGGAGGGAAAAAAGAAAAGGGAUUUUUUCUGAGCUGUGAAGAAACUAGAAACUGACUGAUAGAACCUUCUUUCAAGAUUUCGCUGUGAAAAGAGAACUGCAUUGAUGCCAAUCAUAUAAGAGACGGGGAAUCCUGAAUAAACAAAGAGAAGAGAGUUACGCACGCAAUCUGUUUUGUGAAUACUAACCCAAGGGUUAAAAUGGUGAGCGAAAGUCAUCAUGAGGCCCUGGCAGCACCGCCAGCUACCACAGUAGCAGCAGCCCCUCCAAGUAAUGUCACCGAGCCAGCCAGUCCUGGGGGAGGCGGCGGAAAAGAAGAUGCAUUUUCUAAGUUAAAAGAGAAGUUCAUGAAUGAGCUGAAUAAAAUUCCACUGCCACCUUGGGCCUUAAUAGCCAUAGCCAUAGUUGCAGUCUUAUUAAUCCUUACCUGCUGCUUUUGUCUCUGUAAGAAAUGCUUGUUCAAAAAGAAGAACAAGAAGAAGGGAAAGGAGAAGGGAGGGAAGAAUGCUAUUAACAUGAAAGAUGUUAAAGAUUUAGGGAAGACCAUGAAAGACCAGGCUCUUAAGGAUGAUGAUGCUGAGACUGGGCUGACUGAUGGGGAAGAGAAAGAAGAACCCAAAGAAGUGGAGAAACUAGGGAAAAUCCAAUAUUCUUUGGAUUAUGACUUCCAGAAUAACCAGCUUUUGGUUGGGAUCAUCCAAGCAGCUGAGCUGCCUGCAUUAGAUAUGGGUGGUACAUCUGAUCCCUAUGUGAAAGUUUUCCUUCUACCUGAUAAGAAGAAGAAAUAUGAGACAAAAGUGCACAGAAAGACCCUUAACCCUGUUUUCAAUGAGCAAUUUACAUUCAAGGUGCCAUACUCAGAGCUGGGUGGAAAAACUUUAGUGAUGGCAGUUUAUGACUUUGAUCGUUUCUCCAAACAUGAUAUCAUUGGGGAAUAUAAAGUUGCGAUGAACACAGUGGACUUUGGUCAUGUGACAGAGGAGUGGAGAGACUUGCAAAGUGCUGAGAAGGAAGAGCAAGAAAAACUGGGUGAUAUCUGCUUCUCCCUCCGUUAUGUGCCUACUGCUGGCAAGCUGACUGUCGUCAUUCUAGAGGCAAAGAACCUGAAGAAGAUGGACGUUGGUGGACUAUCAGAUCCCUAUGUGAAAAUCCAUCUGAUGCAGAAUGGUAAGAGGCUGAAGAAGAAAAAGACGACAAUUAAGAAGAACACCCUGAAUCCCUACUACAAUGAGUCGUUCAGCUUUGAAGUACCCUUCGAGCAAAUCCAGAAAGUGCAAAUUGUUGUGACUGUUUUGGACUAUGACAAGAUUGGCAAGAACGAUGCCAUCGGGAAGGUCUUUGUGGGCUACAACAGCACUGGCGCGGAGCUGCGACAUUGGUCAGACAUGCUGGCCAACCCCCGGCGGCCCAUCGCACAGUGGCACACCUUACAGCCCGAAGAAGAGGUAGAUGCUAUGCUGGCAGUCAAGAAGUAAAUUAAAUUAAAUUAAAUUUCAAAAAAAAAAAAAAAAAAAAAAAAGAAGAAGAAGAAGAAGCCUUUCUGCAUUUGCCCACAUAGUGCUCUUUAGCCAGUAUCUGUAAAUACCUCAGUAAUAUGGGUCCUUUCAUUUCCAGCCAUGUGUUCCUAACACAGAUCAGUUGUACUUUCAAAAUCUGUUUUAAUUUGCACAAAUUUAAAUGUAGACAGCCCUCUAAAGGCGCUUCAUUUCACCACUGCCCCCCAGAUCUACUCUUCUUUUAAGCAAUAUGAUGUGUAGAUAGAGCAUGACAGAAAUUAUUUAUUGUAUCACACCGUUGUAUAUAUACACCAGUAUGCUGAGAAUUUAUUUCUAGUUUGUGUAUUUGUAUGUUGUAAGCGUUUCCUAAUCUGUGUAUAUCUAGAUGUUUUUAAUAAGAUGUUCUAUUUUAAAUUAUGUAAAUUGACUGAGAUAUAGGAGAGCUGAUAAUAUAUUAUAGGGUAACUAUAGUAUCGUCUGCAUUCCAGAAAAAAAAUUCCAACUUAUAAGGCACUAGUAGUGUUACACUGACAUCUUAAAGGACAACUUAAAUCUGAGCUUUCAACUGAACCGUUCUAAUAACACGCUAUGCGUACACAGUGAAUCUUGGAGGGGCAGAUCCCAUUCGGUAGACUUCUUUCACAGGCGACUUAGCAUGAUCUGAGCAGCUCCGUGGCUGACCUCAAGGAAACGUAGCCAGAAGCCAGGAUAGAAUUUUUUCUGUAUAUAUUCCAAAACGAACACGCAACAGACUGAAAUGGCUUUAGAUUGAAAGUUGAGGAAGCAGUUCCAUAGGAGGCAACAACUUCAUCUACCACCCAAAGUAAAACAGCAUUGCAGGGUUGUGC